CCUAGUAUUACUAGCCUUCCUAAAAGUCAAAUAACAUCAAACAAAGAAGACAAAUGUCUUUCAUCCAUGUUACAGUUUCGUUAGAAACUAGGCUGCAAAAAAAAAUCAUCCUAUGAUGCUCUGUUUUCUUCACAGAAACAAUUAGUAGCAGCCAUGGUAUUCCAUGAUCGAAAGCUGAUCUUUGAAUCACUUGAUAAUUCUACUGGUAAAAAUUGUAGCAGUUAUUAUUGUAACCCAAAAGAGAAUCUUUCUCGAAUUUGUCCAAUUUCAUGUAUGUAUAUUUGUUACCCAAUUUGUAGUUUUCCCCUGUUUUCUGAAAUCGAACCACCAUUGCCACCAAACUUUUUCACCCCCAAAGUUCCUAUUUCUCAAUCUCCACAUAAACCCAUUAUUUCCAUCUUCUUGAUUAUUCUGUUUUCUGUGUUGGCUACUUCUUUCUUCCUUUUUUGUUGCUUCGUGGUUUACAGAAUCCGGAAUGCAAUAAUUUUGUCAAGACCGCAGCAACGAGUUGAAGAAGAAGAAGAGGAGGAGUUUAGUGAUAUUGUUGAUGAAGAUAUUCAUGGACCUAUGGUGGAUCAUCCUAUAUGGUAUAUCAGAACAGCGGGUCUUCAGCCAUCAAUCAUCAGCGCCAUCACGAUUUGCAAGUAUAAAACAGGAGAAGGAAUCAUUGAAGGAACAGAGUGCUCUGUUUGCUUGAGUGAGUUUGAAGAAGAUGAAACUCUUAGGAUUUUGCCAAAGUGUAACCAUGCUUUUCACAUACCUUGUAUUGACACUUGGCUUAGAGCACACACCAAUUGUCCCAUGUGCCGUGCCGGCAUUGUCAUCGCCCCAGCUGCCACUCCAUCCUUGCCUGAACAGAAUUCAGGGCUGAGACAUGAAGAAGAAGCUCAUGCGGGAAUUUCAGAGAAUGCCACGGAAUUAACUCUUGAAAUUGAAAACGAAGGCGAGUCAUUAGAACUAAGUAGUAUGGAUAUCAGUGGAAAUUCCAAGGAAGAUGUGGGGAAUGGUACUAAUGAAGGAGUGUUAAGUGAAUUUAGUGCGACAAGAAGAUCAACAUCAUUCGAAUCUUUAUCUACUGCUUCAGUAUCACAGAGUACUUUGGAUGGUAAUGAGAUGUCAGCAAGAAUGAAAAACCUUUGUUUGGACAGAGUAAUGCAAGAACAGCAAAUGAUAAGAAGAAGCCAGAGUGCUGUUCUUCUUCGGUGAAGGGACGAACAAUUGUUGUUGAAGCUUGGCAACAGCGAAUCGCUUACCAAAUUAAUUCCAUCUCUUUCUUUUCGCCUUUUCUUAGAUAAUCUUUAAAAGUGAUAUCAGACAUAUGAAAAUUCCAAAUGUCGAUGAGAGUUUUCUCUUUCCCUUUCCCUUUCCCUUUCCCCACUCCCCUCCCUUUGAAUAUCAAAAUUAAUACUUCAUAAAAAAGUGAAAAGAAACAGAAUUGUAUCUAUUGCUUUACACUGUAUGAGAUACUGAAUAUUAGUUGUAAUAAGUGUAGUAGUUUGAUGAGGCUGAUGAGAAAUGGAGAUCAGCAAGAGAAAAAAGAAUUUCUCUUAUAUUUGUCAAUGCCAAAG
Molecule: messenger RNA, 1568 nt
Organism: Solanum stenotomum
Lineage: Eukaryota; Viridiplantae; Streptophyta; Magnoliopsida; Solanales; Solanaceae
Product: RING-H2 finger protein ATL54-like
Exons: 2
Coding region: 154-1206 (350 amino acids)
Biological process (GO): protein ubiquitination
Source: RefSeq, a predicted model, not a curated record